This is a messenger RNA of Prosopis cineraria, 1404 nucleotides long. Its product is annotated as WAT1-related protein At1g43650-like. The record is from RefSeq and is a predicted model, not a curated record. Gene Ontology annotation, molecular function: transmembrane transporter activity. NCBI's taxonomy places the organism in Eukaryota, Viridiplantae, Streptophyta, Magnoliopsida, Fabales, Fabaceae. Bases 139 to 1233 code for a protein of 364 amino acids. The transcript is spliced from 7 exons. Gene Ontology annotation, cellular component: plasma membrane.
UUGGUGUGUUCAAUAAAUACAAAAGGUACAAACAAGCAAGAGCCAAGUACUGUAUCUAGCCAGGAUUUUCAUGUCUGAAGCUUAUAUGGGGAUCAAGCAACGGCAGAGCCAGAAAGAGAGGGAAAAACUAAAGGGAAUAUGAAGAGUUCAGUUAGUUCGCUGGUAUUAAGAUAUAGGGCUUAUGCUGCAAUGUUGGUCGGUCAGUUUAUUACUGCAGGCAUAACUCUAUUAGCCAAAGCUGCAAUUUCCAAGGGAUUGAACCCUUAUGUCUUUGUUUUUUAUCGCCAAGCUUUCGCCACCAUUGCCUUGUUCCCCUUCGCCCUCUUCGAACGCAAUCAGGCUGUUCCUUUGUCAUACACCUUACUGGGCAAAAUCUUUCUUCUUACCUUAGUUGGGUUAACACUGGGUUCAAACCUUUUCAUUCUUGGACUUAACUAUUCCUCUGCAACAUUUACUCAAGCCUCCACAAACACCGUCCCGGUCAUUACUUUCAUCUUGGCUGUCACAUUCAGGGUGGAAAGCAUUUCCGUGAAGCAGAUACAUGGCAUAGCCAAGAUUUUGGGUUCUGUAUUGUGCCUUUCAGGGACAAUAAUAUUUGGUUUAGUAAAAGGACCUCCAAUAAGUUUCACGAAGUCGCAUCCAUCAAAUCCGCAGAAUAGUAAUUCAGAUUCAAUAAUGGCAGCAGCUCACUCUAAAGGAGAUGAAAUCAAAGGACUUGUUUUUCUGCUCUCAGGAACCACCGCCUUGUCUUUAUGGCUUGUUUUGCAGGGACUUGUAGUAAAACAAUACAGUGCAAAAGUUCGCAUGACAACUCUACAGUGCUUGUUUAGCAGUAUACAGACAGCUGUUUUGGCUGUGAUACUGGAAAGGGAUCCUUCAGCAUGGAAGCUUGGAUGGGACAUUCACCUUCUUUCUGUGCUUUACUGCGGUGUGAUUGGAACAGGGGUUUUGUUUUGGCUUCAACUGUGUGCUAUAGAGGAGAAAGGCCCAGUAUUCUCAGCAAUGUUCAUUCCUCUGGCUCUCGUAAUCACUGCCUUCUUCUCAACACUGCUCUGGAAAGAGCAACUUCACUGGGGAAGUAUUGGUGGAACUAUUUUGUUGGUGGUCGGACUUUACAGUGUGCUGUGGGGAAAGAACAGAGAAGGUGGAAAUGGGCAGAGUCAUGAAAACAGAGGGCAAGAUCCAAAAGAGGACACGGCGGUGGAGUGCCCCACCCAGAUCCGAAUCGAAUGAUUUCACAAAACGAAUAAGGCUGGAUUUGUCUUUUUCUGAGGACAUGCUAUUUAUAUUAUUAGCUUGUCAACUUUUUGAAUUUCCUUUCUUUUUCCACAAUCAUGUCUAAAUCGCUGAUCGAUGAAAUUCCUUGUGUUGAGAAUGAAUGUAUGUAAGGUGAAUUUACGUACG